Capsicum annuum is the source of this 1683-nucleotide messenger RNA. RefSeq names its product proline-rich receptor-like protein kinase PERK1. Gene Ontology annotation, biological process: protein phosphorylation. Lineage: Eukaryota; Viridiplantae; Streptophyta; Magnoliopsida; Solanales; Solanaceae. The record is from RefSeq and is a predicted model, not a curated record. Gene Ontology annotation, molecular function: ATP binding; protein kinase activity.
CUGAGCCACAUGGAGGGCCGAUGCAACAUUGGCAGCAAAAUGCUCCACCAUCGGCAGAUCAUGUUGUUACAAUGCCCCCUAAACCAUCUCCUCCACCAGCGGGGAGAUUAGUACCUCCGCACCCUCCACCACGUGCACCUUCACCUCAGCCUCCAUCUUACAUGAACAGCAGUGGAGCUUCUUCGAAUUAUUCUGGAUCAGAAGUUGCACUUCCACCACCUUCUCCUGGCAUGGCCUUAGGUUACUCACAGAGCACAUUCACAUAUGAGGAAUUGGUUCGGGCAACUGAUGGCUUCUCAGAUGCUAACCUUCUUGGACAAGGUGGUUUUGGUUAUGUGCACAAAGGAAUCCUUCCUAAUGGGAAAGAGGUUGCAGUUAAACAGCUUAAGGCUGGGAGUGGACAAGGGGAACGUGAAUUUCAGGCGGAAGUUGAGAUUAUUAGCCGAGUACAUCACAAGCAUCUCGUGUCUCUUGUUGGAUAUUGCAUUACGGGGGUUCAGAGAAUGCUUGUUUAUGAGUUUGUUCCAAACAACACCAUGGAAUUUCAUUUACAUGGAAAGGGAAGGCCUCCGUUGGAUUGGCCUAUACGGCUAAAGAUUGCUCUAGGGUCUGCUAAAGGACUGGCAUAUCUGCACGAAGACUGCCAACCUAAAAUCAUUCAUCGUGAUAUUAAGGCAGCUAAUAUACUAGUCGACUUCAAUUUUGAGGCUAAGGUUGCUGAUUUUGGACUCGCUAAGCUAACUUCUGACGUUAAUACUCAUGUCUCCACCCGAGUGAUGGGAACUUUUGGGUAUCUGGCUCCAGAAUAUGCGUCCUCUGGAAAGCUUACUGAGAAGUCAGACGUAUUCUCCUUUGGUGUAAUGCUUCUCGAGUUGAUAACUGGACGUCGUCCUGUCGACAACAAUCAAACAUACAUGGAAGAUAGUUUGGUGGACUGGGCACGGCCAUUACUCACACGAGCUUUAGAAGAUGAAAAUUUUGAUGCUCUUGUUGAUCGUCGGCUAGGAAAUGAUUAUAACCAUAACGAGAUGGGCCGCAUGGUUGCUUGUUGUGCUGCUUGUGUGCGUCAUUCAGCAAAGCGUCGACCACGAAUGACACAGGUUCUCCGAGCUUUGGAAGGAGAUGUCUCGUUAUCAGACCUUAAUGAAGGGAUUAAACCUGGUCACAGCACAGUAUACAGUUCAUAUACAAGUUCAGAUUACGAUACACUUCAAUACAAUGAAGACAUGAAGAAAUUCAGGAAGAUGGCGCUAGCGACAAGUCAAGAAUACGGCAGCAGCGAUCAGUACAGUAAUCCAACGAGUGAAUAUGGGCUGAACCCAUCUGGAUCAAGUAGCGAAGCCGGUCAGACGAGGGAAAUGGAUACGGAAAUGAUUCGGAUGAAGAAAGACAGCAGAGGAUUCAGUGGAAGUAAAGGCUUCAGUGGGACUUCAUAGUUCCAGAACUCCAUCUCUGUAUAAUCUUUCAACCUAACUCUUUUAAGAUAUGAAUGGUUCAGCAAUUGCAUAGAACAAAUGAUUUACUUGGUCAAUAUACAGGUUUCUUUUUUCAUUUUUUUAUUUUGUUUUUAAGUGAGGAAAGUUCUCCAUUGUAUUUACAAUGACUUUGACAUCAGAAGUAUGAGUAUACUGUUAAUUCUUUUAUUCAAUGCUUCAAUGGUAGCAUUGACUGUUUUUUUGUGCA